AUGAGUGCUCUUCUGCCUUUCCGCGACAUUAAUGUCCACGCUUCUUCCACCCACUAUGCAUUCUCAUCCCCUUCAUCGCCUUCCGCGCCCACCCUUGUUGUAGAGCGUCCGUCUGGUGAUAUCCGUCUUCAUGAUGGCAAGCUUCUGGGUGGUCAGAGAGUUACAAGCAUCCAGGGCAUUCUCGGAAUCAUCAGUCUACGACUUGACAAGUACAUUGUUGUAAUCACAAAGGCUCAGGCUAUGGGCAGAAUAAAGGGUCACCAAAUUUAUAGAGUGGUCGCUACUGAACUUCUGCCUCUCCGCGAGAGACAGGUUCGCGAUCCUGAUGAGGACAUCUACCUUGGACUAGUCAACACUCUACUCAAGACUAGCCCUCUGUUCUUCUCUUACACUUUUGAUCUUACCAACAGCUUCCAAAGACAGGCCGAGAUUGAUCAAAGUUCUCCCAUCUGGCAAAGAGCUGAUGAUCGCUUCUUCUGGAAUAAAUUCAUCCAAACAGAUCUCAUCAACUUCCGUCAAGGUCAAGGAUCUCGCCGUCAAAAUGUCGGACCUCAACCUGCUAUGGAUCCGUAUAUUCUGCCUGUCAUGUAUGGUAUGCUCAGAAUUACCAACACCUCAGUCAAGAGUGCUCCCAUGACUUUCAUCCUCAUCACACGCCGUUCAAGACAUCGCGCUGGUACUCGCUACUUUUCCCGUGGACUGGACGAGCAAGGACAUGCUUCAAACUUCAACGAAACCGAGCAGAUUGUUAUUCUAAAUGACGAUGCUUCGAGUGGAAUGACUACGUUUGCUGGAGAUGGCGGCUUCUCAAACAACAAACUUCCUGGUGGAGAAACACAAGUUCUGUCAUACGUUCAAACAAGAGGCAGUGUUCCUGUUUACUGGGCUGAAGUCAACACCCUGAAGUACACUCCCAAAUUGCAGAUCAGAGGUGUCCAAUCUGCCGUCCAUGCAGCAAAACUCCACUUUGACGAACAAAUCAAGCUUUAUGGAGAGAACUACUUGGUCAACCUUGUCAACCAAAAAGGUCGCGAGCAGAAGGUCAAGGAGGCAUACGAGGACAUGGUCAAGCUUCUUGUUUCGAACCCAGCAGAGGAUACAGAAUCUGAUCGCACAACGAGGGAGAAGUUCCACAUUGUAGAACCUCAGGGCGGCAGACACGAGUUUGAUAAGCUGCACUACGUCUACUUUGACUUCCACAACGAGACCAAGGGCUUGAAAUGGCACCGCGCACAACUCCUUCUGGACCAACUCAAGGAUGGUUUAAUGAAGGGCGAGUACUUCCGUGGUGUUGAUAAGCCAAGCGGUGGUGUUCAAGUCUUGAGUCGUCAAACAGCAGUCGUCCGUACAAACUGCAUGGACUGUCUGGAUCGCACCAAUGUUGUCCAAUCCAUGCUUGGACGCUUCACACUCUCUCGUAUGUUGACUGAUGUCGGCAUCUUGAAGGCUGGAGAGAAUGCUCAGGAGGAUGCUGCCUUUGAGCACUUGUUCCGCAAUGUCUGGGCAGAUAACGCCGAUGUUGUCAGCAAGUCUUAUUCUGGAACUGGCGCUCUCAAGACCGACUUUACUCGCACUGGAGAGAGAACACGUGCUGGAGCGUUGCAGGACUUGAACAACUCCAUCACUCGUUAUGUCUGCAACAACUUCCUCGAUGGACCCAGACAGGACGCAUUUGAUCUAUUCCUCGGCACGUAUGCACCAGAUCCUUCCGGCUUGGGUUCGGCACAUCAGUUUGCAGACACAAGACCGGUGCUGAUUCAGUCCCUGCCGUAUAUCUUGGCCGGCUGUGUGUUCUUCAUCUUCAUCUCACUCUUUACUCGCCGCUUGCCGGAUGCUACUGUCUGGCCACUGAGGAUAUUUGUUUUCCUUUGUCUUGUUGGUGCUGCUUGGUCUGCAAGAUUCAUCACCUCGCAUGGAGGUCUUUACGUCAAUUGGCCCAAACUUAACACGCCUGCACACGCUCUUGAGAGUUAUCAAGAAUCACUGGAUCGUGUGAGUAGAGAUCCCCUUCUUGGAAGCAUGGUGGCCAAGCACGGUCGUGGCAAGAGUGAUGCAAGACUCGGCUACAUGGAGGAAGGCAAGAAGCGUAGAGAGUAG
Messenger RNA from Aureobasidium subglaciale EXF-2481, 2097 nucleotides. RefSeq lists its product as uncharacterized. Gene Ontology annotation, biological process: phosphatidylinositol dephosphorylation. The coding region runs from base 1 to 2097 and encodes 698 amino acids. Gene Ontology annotation, cellular component: endoplasmic reticulum. The record is from RefSeq and is a predicted model, not a curated record. Gene Ontology annotation, molecular function: phosphatidylinositol-4-phosphate phosphatase activity. NCBI's taxonomy places the organism in Eukaryota, Fungi, Ascomycota, Dothideomycetes, Dothideales, Saccotheciaceae. The transcript is spliced from 3 exons.